CGUCAAGGCAGAUCACGAGAUGGUUUGAAAGUCAUCAGACCGGAUGAGUUUGAUUCAGUUAUCGAGUUUCAUAUCGAGGGACUGCAGCUUUCAGAGAAGCGCAUUAACAAGAAUAGAAAAUACGUUCCAGGCUUCUGCUAUCUUCAAGUGGAACAAAGGCGCGAUAAACUACAAGAAAAGUAUCCGAAAUUAGACAUUGUUCCUGCACUACGUCUGAGAGUUGAUGAACAUACCAGAUACAAUGGCAACUCAGUAAACGCAGAUAUUCAUGCUGUCUGCAAAUGGAAAGAAGAAGAUGCAGAAAAGUCCCUAGUAAUUGCCAAUCAAAUGUUGGUUUGGCAUAUCAAUUCAGCCGGCUAUGAGAGAUACACUUUAGAUGUCGCAAGAACAAUCCAGAAACAUAGAUACAUACUUACGGCACACCGAAUAUUAAAGACCUAUUUCACCAAAACAAAAGCCGUCGCAAAAAGUGAGAAUCGAUCACCUCCACCAAUUGCCACGGUCUUAAAAUCCUACCAUCUAAAACAAAUAGCAUUCUAUCUGAUUCUUUAUGCUUGUCAUCUCUAUCCGAGUACACGAAUUGAUGGCGUCCAACGAGCUCUCGUUCUAUUCGUUAACAUUUUGCAUACAAGUCUGGAGAAGAGACACCUGCCACAUUUCUUUUACUCUAAUUCUGGUAUACGGAACAUGUUCCAAGGUUAUCCUACACAAGAGGGAGCUCUUCGUUUUGAUUUGUAUCGGAAAAUUCCAAAUGAAUCACUUCGCCAAGCUGAAAUAUCUUAUCAGAAUCAUCUCAUCAAAGAUAUAGGCUUUGGGAUGACUGGCGGAGAUCAUGACAUUUCAACGUUGAGAUCGAAAUUUUCAAACGAAAUUGAGCAAGGUGUCUACUUCUAAUGAGAACAGAACUUGAAAACAUAAUGUUUCUGAAAAUAUUAAGCUACUGUUGGUUGAUUUUGUUCGCAAUGUCAAUGAAAAAUCAUUUGCAAACUCAUUGCUAUUUCAAGACUUUCAAAUGUAAUGUUUUUUGUAUAAAGAUUAAUUCGGUGCUGUUUUGGGGAGUUUGUCGUCACGAAAGCGCAUAUAUUUUAAUGAAAGUUUGGGACAUAUGCUUGACGUGUAAUAAUACAUGUAGUUUUACAUUUAUGUUUUCUUGAACAAAUAGAUAUUGCAAUAAUUCAUAUAAAUUAUACUGUUUUUAGCUGAAUUUUAAUAAUAUACAUACGUUUAUGACUCUUGAGGAAAAUGCAUGUAUUCCAAUAAUGUUCCAAUUAUGUUAUCAAAGCAACGGUUUUUAUCACUUUGCAACAAUUCAAUUGUUGAU
This is a messenger RNA of Mercenaria mercenaria, 1321 nucleotides long. RefSeq lists its product as uncharacterized. The record is from RefSeq and is a predicted model, not a curated record. The transcript has 2 exons. The annotation marks the transcript as partial. NCBI's taxonomy places the organism in Eukaryota, Metazoa, Mollusca, Bivalvia, Venerida, Veneridae.